AGGACCCCGGGGCCAGCCCAUGCCGCGGUGCCGCCGAAAGAGCGGAGGAGCGAGUCGGAGUCACCGCCCGAGCCCGAGCUUCAGCCGCAGCGCCCGCCGCCCGAUCUCCCCGCUCCCGUCGUAGCCGGAGGCCUCUCGCCGCCAGGCAGGAUGCUGGAGGAAGCGGGAGAGGUGCUGGAGAACAUGCUGAAGGCCUCUUGCCUGCCGCUCAGCUUCAUCGUCUUCCUGCCCGCCGUGCUGCUGCUCGUGUCCCCGCCGCUGCCAGCCGCCGAGGCCGCCCACGAAUUCACCGUCUACCGCAUGCAGCAGUACGAUCUGCAGGGCCAGCCCUACGGCACCCGCAACGCCGUACUGAACACAGAAGCACGGACAAUAGAGGCAGAUGUGCUGAGUCGCCGCUGCGUCAUGAUGCGGCUGGUGGAUUUCUCGUACGAGCAGUACCAGAAGGCCUUGCGGCAGUCGGCGGGUGCUGUGGUCAUCAUCCUGCCCCAGACCAUGGCCGCUUUGCCCCAGGACAUCAUCAGGCAAUUCAUGGAGAUCGAGCCCGAGAUGCUGGCUAUGGAGACCAUCGUCCCCGUGUACUUUGCCGUGGAGGACGAAGCCCUGCUCUCCAUCUACGAACAGACUCAGGCAGCCUCGGCCUCCCAAGGCUCCGCCUCUGCGGCCGAAGUUCUGCUCCACACAGCCACAGCCAAUGGCUUCCAGAUGGUCACCAGCGGGGCCCAGAGCAAAGCCGUGAAUGACUGGCUCAUCACCAGCGUGGAGGGUCGGCUGACGGGGCUGGGUGGAGAGGACCUCCCCACCAUCGUCAUCGUGGCCCACUAUGAUGCCUUCGGGGUUGCUCCUUGGCUCUCUCAUGGCGCAGAUUCCAAUGGCAGUGGUGUUUCGGUUCUGCUGGAACUCGCACGUCUCUUCUCUCGGCUUUACACCUACAAACGCACGCAUGCUGGGUACAACCUCCUGUUCUUUGCCUCCGGCGGGGGCAAAUUCAACUACCAGGGGACCAAGAGGUGGUUAGAAGACAACCUGGAUCACACCGACUCCAGUUUGCUUCAGGACAAUGUGGCGUUUGUCCUGUGUCUUGACACCCUGGGCCGUGGGAACAGCUUGCACCUCCAUGUCUCGAAACCUCCCAAGGAAGGAACCCUGCAGCAUGCCUUCCUGCGGGAACUCGAGAUGGUGGCAGCCAGUCAGUUUCCAGAAGUGAGGUUCUCCAUGGUGCACAAGAAGAUAAACCUGGCAGAGGACAUGCUGGCCUGGGAGCACGAGCGCUUCGCCAUCCGCCGCCUCCCGGCCUUCACCGUCUCCCACCUGGACAGCCAUCGGGACGGGCUGCGGAACAGCAUCAUGGAUGUCCGGGCACGAGUUGAUUCCAGAUCACUAACCCGAAACACCAAGAUAAUUGCCGAGGCCUUGACUCGGGUCAUCUACAACCUGACCGAGAAGGGAGCCCCUGCAGAUCUGCAGAUCUUCACUGAACAAAUGCAGAUCCAGCAGGAGCAGCUGGAGUCAGUGAUGGACUGGCUCACCAACCAGCCGCGUGCUGCCCAACUGGUGGACAAAGACAGCACAUUCCUCAACACCCUAGAAUACUACCUUAGCCGCUACCUGAAGGACGUCAAGCAGCAUCACGUGAAAGCUGACAAGCGGGACCCUGAGUUUGUCUUCUAUGAUCAGCUGAAGCAAGUGAUGAACGCAUACAGGGUUAAGCCAGCGAUCUUUGAUCUCCUCCUGGCUCUCUGCAUAGCCGCCUACCUUGGGGUGGCCUACCUUGCAGUCCAGCACUUUGGUGUCCUAUAUAAGACCAUGCAGAGACUCUCCCUGAAGUCCAAGCAGCAGUGAAAAUGGCCAUUCACCGGUCCCAUUGAGCAGCACAGAGCCACCACACUGAGCCCGCCAGGAGUUUCAGCCUUCCAUCAAAACCUCCACUCCGCCCUCCCUCCCUGUUCCUCUAGCCACCCCGCUGUGGGGGGAGCCAAGCACAUGCAGAACUUCCCAGUUCCAGCACACAUCCUCUUUCUCCUCCCCUCCCUGCUUCUCCCCCCCCCCC
This is a messenger RNA of Ornithorhynchus anatinus (platypus), 2050 nucleotides long. RefSeq names its product nicalin (gene NCLN). Gene Ontology annotation, biological process: regulation of signal transduction. Bases 151 to 1842 code for a protein of 563 amino acids. The transcript is spliced from 15 exons. Lineage: Eukaryota; Metazoa; Chordata; Mammalia; Monotremata; Ornithorhynchidae. The record is from RefSeq and is a predicted model, not a curated record. Gene Ontology annotation, cellular component: endoplasmic reticulum membrane.